Messenger RNA from Theobroma umbraticum, 1288 nucleotides. RefSeq lists its product as uncharacterized. NCBI's taxonomy places the organism in Eukaryota, Viridiplantae, Streptophyta, Magnoliopsida, Malvales, Malvaceae. The record is from RefSeq and is a predicted model, not a curated record. Gene Ontology annotation, molecular function: RNA binding.
CUGAACGCCGCACCGUCUACAUAAACCCCCCCCCGAGGGUUUUACCCUGGGAAAGAAAGCUGCGAAGAAAUACGAAGCAGAGUCUCAUUCUCUCGCUGCAAUAAACAGUAGGGUGGUGGCCCUUCCUUUUAUAUUGCUUUAGAAGCUAUCUUGUUGUAACAAUGGCUUUCUUCAGUAAAAUUGGAAAUAUACUUAGGCAAACCACAAAUACGCAGAUCAAUGCUCAGUUGUCUGCAUCAAGACCAGGCCUCUUUCAAGUUUUUAGAUGCAUGUCAACCUCGCCAAGCUCGAAACUUUUUGUGGGAGGUAUUUCAUACCAGACAGAUGACCAAAGUCUGAAAGAGGCUUUUAGCAAAUAUGGUGAAGUUAUUGAAGCAAGAGUGAUUGUGGAUCGAGAAACAGGCAGGUCCAGAGGAUUUGGCUUUGUCACUUACACCAGUACUGAGGAUGCUUCUAGUGCAUUACAGGCCUUGGAUGGACAGGUUCUUCAUGGCCGUCAAGUAAGAGUAAACUAUGCUGCUGAGCGACCUCCUCGUAACUUUGGAGGUGGAGGUUAUAACUUUGGAGGUGGAGGUUUUAAUAGUGGUUAUGGUGGCGGCAGCUAUGGUGGUGGCAGUUAUGGUGGUGGUAACUAUGGAGGUGGCGGCGGCUAUGGUGGAAAUGCUGGUUCCUCUUCUGGAAAUUAUGGAGGUAAUGUUGGAUAUGGGAGUAACAGUGGUGACACUGGUAACCAUGGAGCCCCAGGUGGUGGUGAUAACUAUGGCACUGGUGGUGUUGGCUAUGGAAAUAAUUUUGGUCAAUCUGGUGCAAACUCUUAUGAUAGUGGGAGUUUCAAUGUUGCCGGUGGCGGUGGCGGCAGUGAUAGUUUUGCUACUGGUGCUUCUGGAGGUGACAAUAUGGGAUUUGGUGGUGGUGAUCAACUUGAUAGUGCUGAAGAUGGCCACACAGAGGAAGCAGCCAGAGGUUUUGACCAAAAUGAUCCUCUGAAUGAGAACUUCAGGGAUGAUGAGGAUGAUAGUGGAGACUUUGCCAAAAGGGCAUGAAAUAAGUGUUUUCGGUUGGAUGGACAACUUGUUUCUACCCUGCUUUAAAAGUAGAUUGUUUUGGUUUAUAGUUAUUAGUUAUCAUCACUCUUUCUCUGAACUAUUUUAUUUGUCAUUUAUGUGACUCUCGUCUUUGUAGACGUUGAUGCUUUUUUGAGUGUUUCUCAUAGAGAAAACUGAUUAUUCCUUGGGAAAAUAAUUUUAACUUUCAGGCUGUUGCUUCAAUUUUAUUCAUCCUUCUGUCU